This is a messenger RNA of Urocitellus parryii (Arctic ground squirrel), 3111 nucleotides long. RefSeq names its product collectin subfamily member 12 (gene Colec12). Lineage: Eukaryota; Metazoa; Chordata; Mammalia; Rodentia; Sciuridae. The record is from RefSeq and is a predicted model, not a curated record.
GAGCGGCGCGCGCGCGCGGCAGCCCCGCGGUAGCAGAGCGCUGAGCGGGGAGUGCGCGCCUGCAGCGGCUUAGGCUGGGAGGGCUGGAGCGCAGAGGGCUGGCGCGCAGCGCGGCUGCCAUGGGCGUGCAGUGACCAGACGCUCAGCGCGACUUUCUCAGUGGCGCGGCGCUCGCGCGGAGCUCCUUGGCUGGCUGUGCGUUUCCUUGGUCACCAUGAAAGACGACUUUGCAGAGGAGGAGGAGGUGCAGUCCUUCGGUUACAAGAGGUUUGGUAUUCAGGAAGGAACCCAAUGUACCAAAUGUAAAAAUAACUGGGCGCUGAAGUUUUCUAUCAUAUUAUUAUACAUUUUAUGUGCCUUGCUAACCAUCACAGUAGCCAUUUUGGGAUAUAAAGUUGUAGAGAAAAUGGACAAUGUCACAGGUGGCAUGGAGACGUCUCGCCAAACCUAUGACGACAAGCUCACUGCAGUGGAAAGUGACCUGAAAAAACUAGGAGACCAAACUGGGAAGAAAGCUCUAAGCACCAACUCAGAACUUUCCACCUUCAGAUCAGAUAUUCUGGAUCUUCGUCAACAGCUUCAUGAGAUUACAGAAAAAACCAGCAAGAACAAAGAUACGCUGGAGAAGCUACAGGCCAGCGGGGAUGCCCUGGUGGACAGGCAGAGUCAACUGAAAGAAACUUUGGAAAAUAAUUCUUUCCUUAUCACCACUGUCAACAAAACCCUCCAGGCAUAUAAUGGCUAUGUCACCAAUCUGCAACAAGAUACCAGCGUGCUCCAGGGCAAUCUGCAGAAUCAAAUGUAUUCUCAUAACGUGGUCAUUAUGAACCUCAACAACUUGAACCUGACCCAGGUGCAGCAGAGGAACCUCAUCAGUGAUCUGCAGCGGUCUGUGGAUGACACGAGCCAAGCUAUCCAGCGAAUCAAGAAUGACUUCCAAAAUCUGCAGCAGGUUUUCCUUCAAGCCAAGAAGGACACCGAUUGGCUGAAGGAGAAAGUACAAAGCCUGCAGACGUUGGCUGCCAACAACUCUGCCUUGGCCAAAGCCAACAACGACACCCUGGAGGAUAUGAACAGCCAGCUCAGCUCAUUCACAGGUCAGAUGGACAACAUCACCACUAUCUCACAAGCCAACGAGCAGAACCUGAAAGACCUUCAGGACUUACAUAAGGACGCAGAAAACAGAACAGCCAUCAAGUUCAGCCAACUGGAAGAACGCUUCCAGCUCUUUGAGACAGAUAUUGUGAACAUCAUUAGUAAUAUCAGCUACACGGCCCACCACCUGAGGACGCUGACCAGCAAUCUGAAUGAAGUCAGGACCACUUGCACCGAUACCCUAACCAAACACACGGAUGACUUGACCUCCUUGAAUAACACACUGGCUAAUAUCCGUUUGGAUUCUGUUUCCCUCAGGAUGCAACAAGAUAUGAUGAGGUCAAGGUUAGAUACAGAAGUGGCCAACUUAUCGGUGAUUAUGGAAGAGAUGAAGCUGGUGGAUUCCAAGCAUGGUCAGCUCAUCAAGAAUUUUACAAUACUACAAGGUCCUCCUGGCCCCAGAGGUCCAAAAGGUGACCGAGGAUCUCAGGGACCCCCUGGUCCAACUGGCAACAAAGGACAGAAAGGAGAGAAGGGGGAGCCUGGUCCACCCGGCCCUGCAGGCGAGAGAGGCCCCAUAGGACCGGUUGGUCCCCCGGGAGAGCGUGGUGGCAAAGGCUCCAAAGGCUCGCAGGGCCCCAAAGGCUCCCGUGGGUCCCCCGGGAAACCUGGACCUCAGGGACCCAGUGGGGACCCAGGCCCCCCAGGCCCACCAGGCAAGGACGGACUCCCCGGCCCCCAGGGCCCUCCUGGCUUCCAGGGCCUGCAGGGCACCGUGGGAGAACCUGGAGUGCCUGGACCGCGGGGACUGCCGGGAUUGCCAGGGGUGCCUGGUAUGCCAGGACCCAAGGGCCCUCCUGGCCCCCCGGGCCCAUCAGGAGCAGUGGCACCUCUGGCCCUGCAGAAUGAGCCAACCCUGGCACCAGAGGUCAACGGCUGUCCACCUCACUGGAAAAACUUCACAGACAAAUGCUACUAUUUUUCGGUGGAGAAAGAAAUUUUUGAGGAUGCCAAACUUUUCUGUGAAGACAAGUCUUCACAUCUCGUUUUCAUAAACACCAGAGAGGAGCAGCAAUGGAUAAAAAAGCAGCUUGUGGGGCGAGACAGCCACUGGAUCGGCCUCACAGACUCCGAACAGGAAAACGAAUGGAAAUGGCUGGAUGGGAAGCCUCUGGACUACAAAAAUUGGAAAGCUGGACAGCCAGAUAACUGGGGUCAUGGCCAUGGGCCAGGAGAAGACUGUGCUGGGUUGAUUUAUGCUGGACAGUGGAAUGAUUUCCAGUGUGAAGACAUCAAUAACUUCAUUUGCGAGAAAGACAGGGAGACAGUACUAUCAUCCGCAUUAUAAUGGACUGUGAUGUAAUAACAUGAACACAUUUCCAGACAGUUUCUCAAAGGAUGCUCCUUUCUGAUUUCAUCACCUUCUCACCAAGUUGGGAGAAGAGAAGCACUGAAAGCUAAGUACUGAAGAAAAUUGACAACUAGUGUUUGCCAUUACCCAAGGACUUGGGUACAAAAAUGUUCCCCCACUAUGAGAUGUCAAUUUUCAGUGUGCAGAUGGACUGAAUUACACAGAUUUUUCUCAGCCAAUAACCAUACAUUUAUACAAAUGUUACCUUCCAACAUGGAAUGUUCCAAUCAGAAAGACCAUCAUUGGUUGCCAAGCUACGGGAAGAACUUAAACAUACACUGUGUGAACAGUACCUUACAUUUCUAAAAUCCCAAAUGUAGGAAAAAUAUACAGACAUACAGAUAUAUAGACCAACUCUUAGUAAUAAUAUGAAAUAUACUUAAAGAGUUUUUAAAACUUUGUAUUUUUGUACAAAAUAUUUUGCCUUUUACAAUUAUUUUCCCUUUUAUUGGCAUUUUACCAAUAUAAUGCAUGGAGCCAAAGAAAACAAUAAUGGUACUAAUAAAACAUCCUAGUUUUUUUGUCAGAUUUAAUUCUACCUGAUGGCAAAUAAUUUUUUUUUCAGUUGUGGUUUAAAAAUAUAAUUAAAUAUAUGUGUAUAUAUA